GCACGAAUUGAUAGAAACAUUAAUUAAGAUAUUCCAGUGUUUAAAUAAGGGCAGCUCUGUCAGCGAUAAGGCUUUCAAUUUUCAAAUCUUUUUGUUCUUCGAAUGGCUCGUAUAUGCUUAGCAUCAAUUGCAUCCUGUAUUUAAGGAGUUUUGCUCGUAGUUAUAUGUAUACUGACGUCCUGUUUACGUCUGUUAUAGUAACCGGAAUUAACGAUACGGCAAGUCUGACUUUAUUUUAAAACGACGUGAAGCCAAUUCUGAAGCAAAUCAUUCUACCCGGAUAAAGACAGAACAGCUGCAGGAUCAUGGAUGGACUUCUUACACGCCGAUGGGAAUACGCCAAUCAGGAUGGACUUCUUAUACGCCGAGCGCAUUUAAAACAACGAGACAUGUCUGUUCUUAAUCGAAGACGAUCUCGCUUUCAUAGCCUCUGUGAUGACAACGAUGGUGGAAAAGCAGUCUCAAACAGCCCACAAUGUCGCUUUAUUGUCUCGUACAUCGGCGAAACAGUUUGGCGGGAAGAAUUCACGUAUGUAAAUGAGGUCGUAGAGAAUAUAUUACCCAAACAGAUGUUCGCGAAAUUUUGGUCGAAGAAAGAUACAAAGAGGAAAGUCUGUCUGUUUGUUGAUGUUUGUUCUACGGCUAUCCAUAUUCAAAACACUCAGGGGAUUUCUGAAAAUAGUUUUCGUCUUUGUGACAUCAAGGAAGUGAUAUAUUGCGGUCAUAUGAAGCAGUAUUCGAAAUACUUGAUUUUAGUUGUGAAUGGGGAAGUUGACUCGGCCGUUAAUGCUCAUAUUUUCUCGUGCGCUAGUGUGAAGGACGCUAAAAAUGCAUUCAAAAUUUUUACUGAUUUGUUUACAAGUUUCCAUAAAGAGAAGCCAGAUUUCCAUCUGCAGGUCGAAAGCGAUAUCACAGAAGUUUCCAACGGUGUUCAUACAAGUUCGCCAUAUUUGUUAUUGGCUACAGAAGGAGAGACAGAGAGACAAAACAGUUUGUCUGAGAGCGAGCAGAUGUCUCCGGACGGUGAGGAACAUUUAUUAGAUCACGAGUUCACGGCAUUUGCCAGGAUAAGAUCAUUUAAUUCUGGUCGUGGUAACAGAUAUACCCCAGGUUCCAGUAAAAAGCGUCCGUAUUCGCUUCCUGCAAGAAAUCCGCGUUAAGAUAUCGAUGUGCUUUUUGCAAUACCGAUCAGUACGCUGGAAUAUUGUAUUUGUUUCGAUUUCGAUAUUAAAUGUUGUGCAAUUCUCAACUGAUUCUUGACAGAGUAAAUAAAUGAAGAUUGAUAACUUAAGAUGUACAUUCACAUGAGUAAUGUACCAUAAGAACAAAAUUUCAUAUUUGAUAUUUUUUUGUAGCCCUUAAUCGAUGUGUGGACUAACACAAUCUUCCUUUAGAUGCCGUGUUGUAUGAUAAGUCAACUUUUUAUGUUCCUAUAUACAAGUUACUUGUUUAUACUUAUCAAAGUUGUCCAUUGAACUUUUGAAUAAUAGACAAACUUUAGGCGAUAAGACGCGAAUUUCCGAAAAAGGCCUACUAAACGUAGCAAGUUUGGCUGCGAAAUAUUGUGAAAUGCGGAAAACAUAUAGCCAAUCGAAGUCCGCAGAUUUUGUAUACUUUUGUAAUACAAACGUAUACAAAAAAUGCUUAUAUAUAGUGUACUUUGCAUAGCUAUAUAUUUUCCGUAUUACCUGCAUGGUAUUUUGCAGCCAAACGUGGCAAUUAUACUAAUUUAAAUAUGCUCUAUUCGGCUGCUGUGAUUUAUUUAAUUGUUACCUAUAGAUCAUAUUAACUUGUACAUAAUGCAAAAGGUCAAUUGUAUUGGUAAGUAUUUCUCUGAAGACCCUAAUGCUUAAUUGGUCUUGUAAAUCUUGAUACGAUAAAAUCAUUUUUUCAUGUUCUUACUUGCAUAUUCUUGUCGUUGAUUCCAAAAAUUGACAAUGAAAUCUAAGAACAUCAUUCAAUAUUGUAAACAUCAAUUAUAUACGUGUAUUUUGUCUGAGCGUGACU
Messenger RNA from Dendronephthya gigantea, 2007 nucleotides. RefSeq lists its product as uncharacterized. The record is from RefSeq and is a predicted model, not a curated record. Lineage: Eukaryota; Metazoa; Cnidaria; Anthozoa; Malacalcyonacea; Nephtheidae. The transcript has 3 exons. The coding region runs from base 306 to 1160 and encodes 284 amino acids.